AUGCAGUCUUCGUUGCUGCAUUUUGUAUGCGACAAGCCAUCAUUUCCUGGUGACAUUCAUGGGCAGUAUGGAGAUCUUCUAAGGCUUUUCGAAUAUGGAGGAUUUCCUCCAGAGGCCAAUUAUUUAUUCUUAGGGGACUAUGUAGACCGUGGCAAACAAAGUUUAGAGUCAAUAUGCCUUCUUCUUGCCUACAAAAUAAAAUACCCUGAGAACUUUUUUCUGUUGAGAGGAAAUCAUGAAUAUUGUUUUAACUGCCUUCCAGUGGCAGCUCUUAUAGAUGAGAAGAUACUCUGCAUGCAUGGUGGUCUUUCCCCUGAUUUAACAGACAUGGAUCAGAUAAGAAAUUUACCACGUCCAACUGAUAUUCCUGAUUCUGGUUUGCUUUGUGAUCUUCUUUGGUCUGAUCCUAGCAGAGAAAUUAAAGGUUGGGGGAUGAAUGACAGAGGAGUCUCAUAUACGUUUGGUCCGGAUAAAGUGGCUGAAUUUCUUAUGCAGCAUGAUAUGGACCUUGUUUGUCGUGCUCAUCAGGUUGUGGAAGAUGGAUAUGAGUUCUUUGCUGAAAGGCAGUUAGUUACUAUAUUUUCUGCUCCCAACUAUUGCGGUGAAUUUGACAAUGCUGGUGCUAUGAUGAGUGUUGAUGAGAGUUUGAUGUGCUCGUUCCAGAUUCUGAAACCAGCUGAGAGAAAGCGUUUUUUAUGUGACAUAAAUUCUGGAGUGCCCGGAUAUGCUGGAUUCUUGAAUGCACGUUUUACAGUCAGAAUUUCGGGCUAUUGUCUGCUCCUAAUGCGCGAAGUACUGUGCUUCCGUUUCGAAGUUUUUACUGAAUAUUUUUCUUGGUGCAAUUUAUGAUUCGACUGUGUACAUACACUUGUAGAUUGUGGUGCACUUGUUGUAGAUCAGUCAAAUGCUGAGUUGCGCCAUACUUUAACGCUACUGUUUUAACCUUUAAUUUGGUAAUUUCAACCUACAUUUGGUUUUCUAUUUGCUUAAGUCAGCGGCCUGCCGGUGAUGGUGAAUGUGACUUGUUGAACUUAAAAUUGUAUACAUGAAAUAACUCUUCAUAUUGCUUUCUGUAUGAUUGAGAAGGCUACCCGAGAUUGUAAGAACUGUGUGGGCCGUUUAAUGUAAUUCGACGUUUGCCAGAAAGCAUUUGUGGAUGUGGUACCAACUUGAGUUAAUAUGUGAC
Messenger RNA from Striga asiatica, 1186 nucleotides. The record is from the annotation of a GenBank genome assembly. NCBI's taxonomy places the organism in Eukaryota, Viridiplantae, Streptophyta, Magnoliopsida, Lamiales, Orobanchaceae.